AUGAGAAAUUUGAGUUAGAGCGUGGAAAGGCGAGCACCAUGGAGGCCCUGCUCAAUUCCAAUCUCAACGCUUCGGCGCCAUUAAAAAUCAGCAGGUAUUCUAAUGGCGCUUCCAAGACGUUGCCGGUUCGAAGCUCGUGCAAGUGGACGCCAUUACCGGUGAGUCCUUUAGUCCCCGGGAAGCUCUCCCUGAGCAGCAGAUCGCUUAAGAGGGAUUUCUUGGCGCUUCGUGUUUUAGAGAGGCCGACGGUAGGGAUCAGCUACGAGAUCUCGGGAGCAGGAGCAGAGCCGUCGAUUCGGAGGCUGGAUGUGAAGCCUACGAUUCUUGUCGCGGAAAAGCUGGGCGAAGCAGGGCUUGAGGUGCUUCGAAGCUUUGCGAACGUUGACUGCUCGUAUGGCCUCACGCCUGAGGAGCUGUGUUCAAAGAUCUCGCAUUGCGACGCUAUUAUCGUGCGCAGUGGAACAAAGGUGUCACGAGAGGUGUUCGAAUCUUCGAAGGGACGCCUCAAGGUCGUUGGAAGAGCCGGCGUGGGGAUUGAUAAUGUGGAUCUCCAUGCCGCAACAGAGUACGGGUGUUUGGUGUUAAAUGCUCCCACUGCAAACACUGUAGCGGCUGCAGAGCACGGCAUAGCACUUCUUGUCGCCAUGGCAAGGAACGUGCCUCAGGCCAGCGCUUCCAUGAAAGAGGGUAAGUGGCAGAGGAAUAAAUAUGUGGGGGUGUCACUAGUGGGAAAGACUCUUGCAGUCAUGGGCUUUGGGAAGGUUGGAUCAGAAGUUGCUAGGCGUGCAAAAGGAUUGGGGAUGCAUGUUGUUGCGCACGAUCCAUAUGCCGCUGCUGACAGGGCACAUGCCAUUGGUGUGGAUUUAUUAUCAUUCGAUAAGGCUAUUUCUGUUGCCGAUUUCAUUUCCCUCCAUAUGCCCCUGACUCCUACUACAAACAAGAUUUUCAAUGAUGAAAGUUUUGGUAAGAUGAAGAAGGGAGUGCGCAUUGUGAAUGUUGCUAGAGGAGGUGUUAUAGAUGAGGAUGCUCUGGUGCGGGCACUUGACAAUGGUGUUGUUGCUCAGGCUGCACUAGAUGUAUUUACAGAAGAACCUCCAGCUAAAGACAACAAGUUAGUGCAGCAUGAGAAGGUCAUUGUUACACCUCAUUUGGGUGCGAGUACAGUAGAAGCACAGGAAGGUGUGGCUAUAGAAAUAGCUGAAGCUGUUGUUGGGGCCCUGAGAGGUGAGCUGUCCGCAACAGCUGUAAAUGCACCUAUGGUUCCUGCUCAGGUGCUCUCCGAACUUUCUCCCUACGUAAUGUUAGCAGAAAAGCUGGGAAGGCUUGCUGUACAGUUAGUAGCAGGAGUUAGUGGUGUGAAAGUAGUGAAGGUGACCUAUACCUCUGCUAGGGCUGCAGAUGAAUUGGACACAAGGUUGCUUCGUGCAAUGAUUACUAAAGGAAUAAUUGAACCUGUAUCAGAUUCAUUUGUGAACCUUGUCAAUGCCGAUUUUGUAGCAAAGCAAAGGGGUCUGAAAAUAGCUGAGGAAAAAGUACCUGGUGAUGGCUCACCUGCACUACCGUUGGAUUCAAUCCAAGUACAACUUGCACAUGUGGAGUCCAAAUUUGACAGUUCAUUGUCUGAAGGUGGAGACAUCACAGUUGAAGGGAAGAUUAAAGAUGGAAUUCCACGCCUUAUUAAGGUUGGGAACUUUGAUGUGGAUGUUAGUCUUGAGGGAAGUCUCAUACUUUGCAGGCAAGUUGAUCAACCUGGCAUAAUUGGAAAAGUGGGAAGCAUUCUUGGAUCUGAAAAUGUCAACGUGAACUUCAUGAGUGUUGGGAGAACUGCUCCUAGGGGGAAGGCUAUCAUGGCAAUAGGGGUAGAUGAUGAAGCUCCAAAGGAAACUUUAAAGAGGAUUCAUGAAGUUCCGGCAGUUGAAGAAAUCGUAUUCCUCAAGUUGUAGCCAGAUAAUUCUGCUUGAGGCAGCAGAGUCAACCAGGUCAACUACAUGCUCUAUAUGCUUUAUGGAGUUGGCAUUAGCAGCAAAGCUAAAUUAUAUGGCACAAGCAGAAAACAGCUUUGGUAUUUCUACAUCAUGUGAGUCAAGAUAAUCUAAUAUCAUUCAUUCAAUUUCGAGUAUUAAAAAAAAUCUCUCAUUGCCGCAGCUGGGGAAGGAUAUAUGAUUGUAACCAGCUCUUCAUGUCCUCAUUCUUCUUGUAUUCUAUUGGUUAUUUUGGACCAGACAUUCUGGAGGUUGUAUUUGUUUUCCUGAUAUUUCAUAUGUUACUUCAUGGAAAAGGGUAUGUAUGAAAUUUCGGGUUGCAAGCAUUACUGUUUUAGCAAAUAUGUAUAUUUGCUUAUCCUAAAGGAUUGUGAUGCCGUACACAUGGCAUUCCAUAUUAUGUAAUCUGUGUUUCUAUUGUGCUUUGUUGAUCUCAGCAUUUAUAUUAAAAUCAGUUGCCUCAUUGUCUUUA
Messenger RNA from Cryptomeria japonica (Japanese cedar), 2454 nucleotides. RefSeq names its product D-3-phosphoglycerate dehydrogenase 1, chloroplastic. The record is from RefSeq and is a predicted model, not a curated record. Gene Ontology annotation, molecular function: phosphoglycerate dehydrogenase activity; NAD binding. NCBI's taxonomy places the organism in Eukaryota, Viridiplantae, Streptophyta, Pinopsida, Cupressales, Cupressaceae. Bases 39 to 1943 code for a protein of 634 amino acids. Gene Ontology annotation, biological process: L-serine biosynthetic process. The transcript is spliced from 5 exons.